Messenger RNA from Trichoderma reesei QM6a, 1857 nucleotides. RefSeq lists its product as uncharacterized. The transcript is spliced from 4 exons. Gene Ontology annotation, cellular component: membrane. NCBI's taxonomy places the organism in Eukaryota, Fungi, Ascomycota, Sordariomycetes, Hypocreales, Hypocreaceae. Gene Ontology annotation, molecular function: myo-inositol:proton symporter activity. The record is from RefSeq and is a predicted model, not a curated record. Bases 1 to 1857 code for a protein of 618 amino acids. Gene Ontology annotation, biological process: transmembrane transport.
AUGGAGAAGGGAGUCACAUACCACGAUGAACAAGAACACAGCGAGAACCUCCAAGCGAGAAUUCGCAACCCGCUCAAGGGAAUCCCCCGCGAGCAGCUCAUGAGCGAUGUCGAGUCCUUUGCUCAGCGCAACGGCCUUGAGGAGCACACUCUUCUUCUCAAGAAGGGCGCCCUUAUUGCCCAGAACCCAGCCGACCCGCAGUCCAUUGACGGCGACGAGAAGCUCACUGCCCAUGAGCUCAACGUUCUGGAGCGUGAGGUCACCCACAAGUGGCACAUGCCCUCAAGACUCUUCCUCACCAUCGCAACGUGCUCCAUUGGUGCCGCUGUCCAGGGCUGGGACCAGACUGGUAGCAACGGUGCUACCAUCUUCUGGCCUGAGGUCUAUGGCCUUGGUGACCAGACCAUCACUCGCAACGCUAUCCUCGUCGGUCUCAUCAAUGCUGCUCCUUACAUCGGUAGCGCUUUCAUCGGCUGCUGGCUUUCUGAUCCCAUCAACAACCACUUCGGUCGACGUGGUGUCAUCUUCUUCGCUGCUCACUUCUGCAUCUGGCCUGUCAUUGGUUCUGCUUUCUGCCACACUUGGGAACAGCAGCUUGCCUGUCGAUUGCUCAUGGGUAUUGGUAUGGGUGCCAAGGCUUCAACGGUGCCCAUCUAUGCUGCUGAGAACGCUCCUGCUUCCAUCCGAGGUGCUCUGGUCAUGUCAUGGCAAAUGUGGACGGCCUUUGGUAUCCUCCUGGGAAGCGCUUUCAACCUGGCUGUCUACCACGUCAAGGAUAUCAACUGGCGUCUGAUGCUCGGCGCUCCCUUCAUCCCUGCCAUCCCCCUUCUGUGCCUCAUCUACCUCUGCCCCGAGUCGCCUCGUUGGUACAUGAAGAAGGGCCGCUACGCCGAUGCCUGGAAGUCUCUGGCCGUUCUCCGCAACGACCCCAUCCAGGUCGCCCGCGACAUCUACUACAUCUCCGCUCAGCUCGAGAUUGAGAAGGAGCUCAUUGGCAAGACCAACUACGUCACCCGCUUCACUCAGCUCUUCACCGUCCCCCGAAUCCGCCGUGCCAACCUGGCUGCUUUCACCGUCAUGAUUGCCCAGCAGAUGUGCGGUAUCAACAUCAUCGCCUUCUACUCCACCACCGUCUUCGUCAACGCUGGUUUCACCCAGUUCCGAGCCCUGAUCGGCUCUUUCGGUUUCGGCCUCGUCAACUGGCUCUUUGCCUUCCCCGCUUUCUGGACCAUCGACACUUUCGGUCGUCGAAGCCUGCUUCUCUUCACCUUCCCCCAGAUGUUCUGGACCCUCCUGGCUGCUGGUCUCUGCACUCUGAUCUCCUCGGAGCACACCGAGCUCAAGACCGGCCUCGUCAGUCUCUUUGUCUUCCUCUUCGGAGCCUUCUACUCUCCCGGCGAAGGUCCCGUUCCCUUCACCUACAGCGCCGAGGUGUACCCCCUGUCCCACCGUGAGACGGGCAUGGGCUUCGCCGUCGCCACGUGCCUGUUCUGGGCCGCCGUCCUCGGCACCUCGUUCCCCUUCCUGCUCGAGCGCCUCGACACCGUCGGCGCCUUUGGCCUGUACGCCGGCUUCAACGUCGUCGCCUUCAUCAUGAUCUUCCUCUGGGUCCCCGAGACGAUGCAGCGCACCCUCGAGGAGCUCGACUACGUCUUCGCCGUCCCCGUCCGCACUUUCAUGAAGUACCAGCUCACCGUCGCCCUGCCCUGGUGGUUCAAGAAGUACGUCUUCUUCCAGUGGAGCGCCACCAAGCCGCCCCUGUACCAGUUCGACGAGGUCCCCUCUGAUCUCCGCCGGGUGUCCAUCCACCACGCUGCCGCAGCGUCGUCGGAUGAUGAGAGCAAGCGCGCCAUGUAA